Penaeus indicus is the source of this 788-nucleotide messenger RNA. RefSeq names its product U6 snRNA-associated Sm-like protein LSm5. The record is from RefSeq and is a predicted model, not a curated record. Gene Ontology annotation, cellular component: Lsm1-7-Pat1 complex; U6 snRNP; U4/U6 x U5 tri-snRNP complex. The coding region runs from base 21 to 287 and encodes 88 amino acids. Gene Ontology annotation, biological process: mRNA splicing, via spliceosome. The transcript is spliced from 3 exons. Gene Ontology annotation, molecular function: RNA binding. Lineage: Eukaryota; Metazoa; Arthropoda; Malacostraca; Decapoda; Penaeidae.
ACCCCCUAACCCCAGGCGUCAUGGCUGCUUCAAAUCCGUCGACACUCCUUCCUCUCGAGUUGGUGGACAAAUGCAUAGGCUCACGCAUCCACAUCAUCAUGAAGAGUGACAAGGAGAUCGUUGGCACUCUCUUGGGCUUUGACGACUUUGUGAACAUGGUGCUGGAGGAUGUAACGGAAUACGAGAGCACCCCAGAGGGCAGAAGAAUCACACAGUUGGAUCAGAUCCUCCUGAAUGGAAAUCACAUAACGAUGCUUGUCCCUGGAGGUGCGGAAAUGGUCGACUAGUCCCUUCCAAGCUCAUGAUGUCUUCAAGUCGCUUGGCAUCAAUACAGAGUCCACGUCAUUGCUAAAAUUUCUGAUCCCAUAAAAAUAAUUGCGGAUGAAAAGGCAGUGAACGGAUUUGUAAGCGUCUUUUUGAAGUCAUUAUGUUAGCUGUCAAACAAUUUUUAUGUUGUUAAUUUGAAUUAUUUAUUCAGAAAAAUGUGUCUGAAUUUCUUAUAUUGCAAAUCUCUUGUUUUAAUUUACCGAGAAUACUGAAGGAGUUUAUUGUUUUAUAGUGAUGGAUGUACUUGGCAUAUCUUCAGUUAAGUACAAUGUUCUUCACUCAAUUUUAUAUAUAUAUCUUCUAAUCAGCAAUGAGACUGAUUUAUUUAUAACAGGCUCCAUAUUUUUUGCUAUAGAAUGUCAUCCCAUGUUUGCAGAAAAUAGUCUUUGUACAAUGAAUUGAUACAAAAUGUCAAUCUCUGGCUGUGUUUUAUAUGAAAUACAGAUACUUUAAUAAAUGGU